AUGGUGGUCAUCGUUAUUAUUAUUCUGCUCCAUUCCCAUAAGCGAGAGCCAGGCUGCUUCUACAAAGCCGGCCAGCAAAACCGGACACUAUCAGGCCACGGGGGCCAUAGGUUAUUGCUUCUCCUUUUCCUCAGAAAUCUGCAAAGGCUACAAGCUGUCCAACGAGCCAGUGGGGACUUGUCCAGUGACUCACCAGAGUACUCUGGCUUACCAUCUGUUAAUAAUCAGCUCGCAGAUCCUUCCUGUCCUCAAAGGAAAGAAAAUAGUGCUACUGACUUCUAUUUUGAAGGAAGCCUCCAUCAUGCUCUGCAGAAUAUGACCGAAAACCAGGGGGUGCAGACGGCUCCUGUCCAGCCAAGAGGAGGCAAAGGGAGAAAGAAGCUCCGACUGUUUGAAUACCUUCACGAGUCUUUGUGUGAUCCUGAGAUGACAUCGUGUAUCCAAUGGGUAGAUAAGUCAAAGGGAGUCUUCCAGUUUGUUUCCAAAAAUAAAGAGAAACUUGCAGAACUUUGGGGAAGAAGGAAAGGCAACCGCAAGACCAUGACUUACCAAAAAAUGGCCAGAGCCUUGAGGAACUAUGGAAGAACUGGGGAAAUCACUAAAAUCCGCAGGAAGCUAACCUAUCAGUUCAGUGAGGUCAUCCUUCAGAGACUCUCCCCACCUUUUUUCUUAGGAAAAGAAAUAAUCUAUUCACAAUAUAUUCAAUCUGACCAAGAACAACUCAAUUUAAAUAACUGGAAUGCCAAUUAUAAUCACAUGUAUAGCAACAACCAUGACCUAGGUUACUCUGACUGCUAG
Molecule: messenger RNA, 798 nt
Organism: Gracilinanus agilis (Agile Gracile Mouse Opossum)
Lineage: Eukaryota; Metazoa; Chordata; Mammalia; Didelphimorphia; Didelphidae
Gene: SPIC
Product: Spi-C transcription factor
Exons: 3
Coding region: 1-798 (265 amino acids)
Biological process (GO): regulation of transcription by RNA polymerase II; cell differentiation
Cellular component (GO): nucleus
Molecular function (GO): sequence-specific DNA binding; DNA-binding transcription factor activity, RNA polymerase II-specific
Source: RefSeq, a predicted model, not a curated record